CCUUCCAAUGUCCUUCCCAAAAUCCCUCACUAGCCGAUUCUACUCAGUCCUCUAUCCGGCUUUACUCGUUCGGUGACAACCCGAUCACAUCAUCCCCUGAAUCAUCGCUUGCUUGCACAACUCAAAGAGAAGGAUGCUUCUGUCGAGGUUGAGGAUGUCACUAACAAAGGUAAACAAAUUAAUGGGCGUAUUUUCUUUUUUCCUUCUGUAUGGUAAUUAUGUGUUUGCUCGCUAAGAAAAAUAUAUGAACUUAUCGGAAAAUAAGGGAAGUUUUUUACUUUAGUGUUUUGUAGUUUUAGGCAGUUGGGAACUUAAGUAAGAGACGUUCUUGGUCAUUUAAAAUUAGUGAAAAUUGAAAUUUUGAUUGAAAAGUUAACCUGUUUUAUUUUAUUGCUCGUUUUCUCAGAAUACAAAUGGGAUACUUUAUGUUUGUGUAUUUGCUAGUUAAUGUGAAAUGAUGCUACAACGGAUCAUGGGAGCUGGGAUUUAGAGGGAAAUUGUAUUAUGUUUGCUUAAUGUGGGAAAAUUUUCACACAUUUGUGAAUUAAUUAAUUUUAUUCAUGGGGCUUUGCUUCUGAAUGAUCUGCAUUUGAAUCUGCAAUUUUUAUCGCAUGGUUUUGGUAAAAUCUAUUUUGUUACAUUUUAUGGUGAUAAUUAAGCUAGUAUUGGCAGAGGACAAAAUAAUUUUUGAACAUGGUUGUCAUUUGUUUUUGAUAAAACAAGAAUAUUCUGUAUAUUUUUAUUUAUUUGUAAUAUUUUUUUUAUUUAGUUUGUACUAUGUGUAAGUUAUUUGGUUGGUUUUCCGGUGUGAGAGCUGAAAGAUCUAAUGGAUAAGUACUUCAAGGGGGAUGAGGAGGUGCUCCCUUCAAUUACGGAAGCAAUCUUUACACUGGAGGUUGUCAAGGAAGCACGAGGAGACAGAUGAUGAUUUGAUGGAAGAACUCCAUAUGAAGCCACUGGAUGAUGUGAAGGAUAAAAAAUUUGAAUCAGAGUUUAAGGAGCUGUAUCAGACUGAUGAGGAGAUUGAUGAAUUGUACAACGCCAAGGAAUGUCAUGAAGAAAAUCCUGAAGGAUGAGUACUUCAACAUGGAUGACAAUAAAUGGGAUGAGAUGAUUAAGGAGGCAAUGGAACAAGGUUUUUUGAAGGACACAAGGGAAUGUGAGGAAAUUCUAGAGGAUAUACUUAGCUGGUAUAAGCUCCUUCCAGAUGGCAUCAAGGAAAAGGUGGAACAGAGGUUCAAUGCGCUGGGGGAUAUGUGUGAAAGAGUUGAUGUUGAACCUGAAGAAGCCUAUAACCGUUCAAGCAAUUUGAGGAUGAGAUGGUCAUGGAAUAGAGAGAAAAUGGAAGCCGAGGGCCCCCUACAAUUUGACAAGGCUAUGGUGCCAGACAACAAAAAGGACUUGGAUGACCCACUAGUUGAGGGGUCAAUGCUUAGGUGACAAACUUGGGUAGUCAGGAGAUGAGGUCGCAUUCAGCGGGGGUGGCAGUUGAGGUGGUGCGAUUGAGGUGUUGCUGGGUGUUUGGCCACUGUUGGAGAGGCGGCGAUGGCCUCAACCAUUCAACCCAAAUCGCGAAGAAGAAUAAGACGACCAAAAAUUAAUAUUUUAUUAAUAAAAAUUACGAAAAUUAUUAUUUCAAUUUUUUUGAUAAAAAUUUUGGUUUAUUUGCAGGUGAGGAUUUAUUUAAAAAAAAAAAAAAAGAUAAAAAUUGGCUUAUUUGAACAUAACAAAAAGUUAACGGACAAACGAAGCUGGGAAAGCCAACAAGUUGGCAGUGGAUGCUCGAGCCUCAUAUGUCAAGGGAAGACUUCAAGCUAAUCAGGCUUUUAUAGAGACUUUGAAGGCAACGAUAACGAGGCAGCAUCUCACACAAUCUCUACAUGAGAAUUUAAGCCGCAACACUUUCCUGCGGGGCAUUGAAAUUAGAUUCAUGAGAUCCUUGAUAUCCAUCUGAUUUCAUGCACUCUUACAUUGUUGCAUGUUGUUGAUGUGGUCAAUCGAUUGACAGAUGCCCUUAUUGCUGAGAAAAUUCAUCAAUUUUUUAAAGAAUUGAAAUUGUUUUUUGUUUAUUUUA
Molecule: messenger RNA, 2074 nt
Organism: Hevea brasiliensis (rubber tree)
Lineage: Eukaryota; Viridiplantae; Streptophyta; Magnoliopsida; Malpighiales; Euphorbiaceae
Exons: 2
Coding region: 1015-1440 (141 amino acids)
Biological process (GO): mitochondrial translation
Cellular component (GO): mitochondrial small ribosomal subunit
Molecular function (GO): structural constituent of ribosome
Source: RefSeq, a predicted model, not a curated record